UAUCACAUAGCGUUUUGAGUUUUUCUUCCUAAUUUUUUAUUCGGUUUUAGCUUGCAUGCAAUGACCAAGCAGCAGCAGCAGCAACAGAAACCAGUAGUAGCCCAAUUUUACAAGCCUCCGCUCUUCCAUUUCCGCAUUUUCUGAAGCUGCAAAGACCAAAAUGAAAGCUCUGCCUCUGUAUAAUCCUGAACCUGCUAUUUUAAUCCACAUCACCGAUCAACGGUAUGUUACCCGUCCAAAACUCCACGCUUCUUUACGAUUCGUUCCGCGCACUUGGAUUGGACGGAAAUGCUGUUUGACCGCCAAAGCUUCUCUGGACUCGGCAACAAUUGAUCAGUUGGGGAUUCCUGAAUCGGAUAUUAAGAAUCCGGCGGUUUCUUCUUUGUAUCGAAGCUCUAAGUUGCCAAAACCGAAUCAGACGGUGCUCGAAGCUCAAGCUAGGGUUUGCUCGGGACCUACACGGACCAGACCGCUCAAUGAAGAGCAGGCCUCUAAAGUUCUGGACACCAUUUUAAGAUCAGCUAGGGGAGAGCUUAAAGAUGAAGAGGAAGUUUCAAAAGCGCAGCUUGGAGCCUUUUUCGCGGCAAUGACAAUCCGUGCAAAUGCGUUUCCGGAAGCAACCCAAUGGAGCGACGGGGAAAAGCGGGCAAUGAGUAACUUUUGGCCUCUACUAGUUCGAGCCUUGCCGGCUGAUGUCAGUUUCAUUGCGGAUCCUGAAGGCGCGAUUAUGGGAGUUGGGAGUUCGAUUGGUCCCCAGUAUGUUGGGAAUAGUACAAGUGAAAUGAGAUUGGUUGGUGCGCUGAGAGAGGUUUUGGCUGGUGGUCACCUUGGAUAUGAAGAGGUUCAAGGUGUUUUGAGAGAGGUUCUUCCCCUGAAAGUUGAAGAUGACGGAUGCUCGGGAGUCAGUGAAUCAUUGCUUUCAGCAUUUAUAAUUGGGCAACGUAUGAACCUGGAAAAUGAUCGCGAGUUGAAGGCCUACUGCCUUGCGUUUGACGAUGAACUUGGUCCUCCGCCUGUUGCUGAUGUAAGAUCAUUGACUCAUUAUGGUGAACCUUAUGAUGGAAACACGCGUUUCUUUAGGAGCACUUUGUUUGUUGCUGCGGUUAGAUCCUGCUAUGGUGAAUCUUCAUUGCUUCAUGGUGUGGAAUGGAUGCCGCCUAAGGGGGGUAUAACUGAGGAACAAAUGCUGAAGUUUAUGGGAGCAAAUGUGAGCUUGACCCCUUUGCAGGCUAAAGGACUUCUUGAGGAUGAUGAGGUUGGGUUUGCCUACAUAAGUCAGCGUGAAGCUUGCCCAUCUCUAUAUUCAUUGAUUGGAUUGAGGGAGCAUAUCAAGAAACGUCCCUCACUAGCAACAACUGAGAAGGUUCAACAAUUUGUGAGGGCUCGCGGAAGGGAAGCAAUGGUUGCUGGAUUUUAUCAUGAAGCUUAUGAGUCCCAUUUAAUGCUUAUGAAAAGAAGAGGUGUUCAUUCUGGUUUGGUGGUGAAGGGUGAGGAAGGGGGCCUCUCAAUGACAACAAGAUUGCGUUCUGCAUAUGCAUCAAAAGGACUGCCAGUGAACUAUUGUUCAGGGUUUCGUUCAUGGAGCAUGGCUUCUGCUUUUGAAGUUGAUGGGGUGUCACGUGAGAGUUUCAAUAUUGAGGUUAAUGCCAAGGACUAUGGUUUUGAACCCACUGCUACGCCAAGAACUGAUAGAUCGGUCUCCAAGAAUAUAGAGCUGGGUUUAGCAGCUCUUCGUGGCGAAAAAGGUCCAGCAUAUGAUCGGAUCGUCCUGAAUGCUGGAGUAGUAGAUCACUUACUGGGAUGUGAUGGUGCAGAAGAUAUCUCCUCAGCCCUCGACAGAGCAAGAGAAGCCAUUGACAGCGGUAGGGCUCUUGAGAAGCUAUUAAAUUACAUAAAGAUCUCUCAGAAAGUUAGGAAGUGAAGCCCAACUGGUGCUUCCUUCAAGUUGCAUCAGAUUUUUGUAUGUGGGCGUUGUAAAUCUUUACAUUUUCUCAAUGUUUUUGAAUAGUAAUAACAAGAGGGUGAGGGGAAGGUAAAUAAUUAUGGGUUUUUUCCCCAUUUUAUUUUUGUAAAUUAGCUUAGCAGUUAACCUCGUGGCUGAGAUCAGUUAUCAAAGAAUGUUGUUUGCUGUUGUAUAAACAUUGGAAGAUCUAGUUGUCAAUCACCUCUUUUUGUAGCGACGGGACCUGGGGGAAAUUCUCCAUA
Manihot esculenta (cassava) is the source of this 2205-nucleotide messenger RNA. Its product is annotated as anthranilate phosphoribosyltransferase. Bases 161 to 1921 code for a protein of 586 amino acids. The record is from RefSeq and is a predicted model, not a curated record. Gene Ontology annotation, cellular component: cytosol. Lineage: Eukaryota; Viridiplantae; Streptophyta; Magnoliopsida; Malpighiales; Euphorbiaceae. Gene Ontology annotation, biological process: GMP biosynthetic process. The transcript has 10 exons. Gene Ontology annotation, molecular function: GMP synthase activity.